Molecule: messenger RNA, 1334 nt
Organism: Paramisgurnus dabryanus
Lineage: Eukaryota; Metazoa; Chordata; Actinopteri; Cypriniformes; Cobitidae
Product: protein FAM181A-like
Source: RefSeq, a predicted model, not a curated record
UCAGAAUUCAAAAGUGACCCAAAGCGACUCUUUAUUUAAGCCGCAUGUCUUCCUGCACCGGCAUGGCAGAACCCUGGUUUCUAAACCAUAUUUGCCUAAACAUUUUGCCUAAAUAGAAUUCUGGGAGCGUGGGGGUGUGAGACGAAGAAAUAUUGCAUCUGUUUGCGAUUUUCCCUAGAGAAUUUCCAUGACAACAAUUUGGGAUGGCAAAGAAUGCAACACCGGGGAUCUCGGCGGCUCACUGGGGUGCAUUGUGAGCAAAAUAAGGUCGCUGAUUGGUUCAAGGAGAGCACCAUAACUGUCUACAGCGAGUCUGAAUUCAUUCAGCUUCAGCUGCUGUAGGAGCCACAUGAGCUGAACAUCAUUUUUGAAAAUUUAGACAGAGUGCUUUACGAGAUGCAAAACAAUGAUUAUGCGCCAUUUGUGGAUAUUAUGGUAAAUAUGGCUGGAAGUCCCUUACAGGAGUGUCGAUAACAACGCAACGUGCUUUUAACACAGAAGCUAGAUUUGUGUCAUUUGAAUGGAUGAGAUGGCAAACUCUGACAGCGAGGUAAAAACGCUUCUGAACUUUGUCAAUUUGGCAUCAAGCGACAUCAAGGCAGCGCUUGACAGAUCGGCACCCUGCAGACGCUCCGUGGAUCACCGGAAAUACCUACAGAAACAACUUAAGCGAUUUUCACAGAAAUACGCCAAAAUACCGCGCUGUCAUUCACACAGAUCGAGUGAGCCGUCAAAAAUAUCCCAGGAGAAAACUGCUACGUGUGGACACGAGGACACUCGAUCCAGGGAUGUGCGUAGCUUCACUGACAGAAGAGAUUCGAGUUUUGAGGAAAAACAUCUGAACCUGGAUUUGAAUACGACCUCUGAGGAUGAACCGCGAUCGGGUCACGUGCCCAUGCGCAACAGGCAGCUGCCGGCGUCUUUCUGGAAGGAACCGCAUUGCUCCUCAGGCAGCCGAGAACAAUGGGAGCAUUUCCUUAAAAAUAAUACGAACGGGACCGUACACGGCAGACCUCUGCUACAGAACGGCGAGAGAAGAAAAAUGAUUUAUCACGACUUAAAACCAGACCUGUUAUUGUCCAGUGAUGUGGAGCCGCUGAGGAGUGUGGUGUGCGCUUGCUGUGCGAUUGAGUACCGCGGGCAUCACGCACGCUUUCUCGCACCUCAUGCUGACGCGGCGUUCAUCAGGAACAAAACUUCAGAGACAAAUAUCGAAAUAUCGCACAACUUUCUCGAUGGACUUCACAGCAACACCACACAUGUGGUUGUCAAGCCGAUUCCCACUAAGCCAGCGGUUUCCUCUUCCAUUUUCAGUGUGUUUGGCUUUAUUUAGA